Messenger RNA from Capronia epimyces CBS 606.96, 873 nucleotides. RefSeq lists its product as uncharacterized. The record is from RefSeq and is a predicted model, not a curated record. The coding region runs from base 1 to 873 and encodes 290 amino acids. The transcript has a single exon. NCBI's taxonomy places the organism in Eukaryota, Fungi, Ascomycota, Eurotiomycetes, Chaetothyriales, Herpotrichiellaceae.
AUGACGGCAGCAGCGGCAGCAGCAACCUGGAAGCCACCAGCCGGCAACAUGGUUGCGGCAGCACCGGUGAAGGUACUGACCGGAGCAACUGGUGUGGUCGAUGACGGGACAGCCGUUGUGGACAGGGUCGGGGCCACUGAGGUGAUCGGAGCCGCAGUGGUGGUGGGUGCAACCGGGGUGGUGGUCACUGCAGCGGCGGAGCUAGUCCAGUCGCCCCAGACGGUGGACGACGUCUCGGCCGGCUCUGGAGCAACAGAGGUGGAUGAUGUCCAGUCGCCCCAGACGGUGGACGAAGUCUCAGCCGGCUCUGGGGCCACCGAAGAGCUGGUCCAGUCAGCCCAGACGGUGGAGGAAGUCUCAGCCGGUUCUGGGGCGACCGAAGAGGAAGUCCAGUCCGCCCAGGUGGUUGUCUCGGCAGGGGCGGGGGCUACAGAAGCCGAAGAAGUCCAGUCACCCCAUGCGGCGGAAGAGGUUUCCACUGGGGCUGGAGUAGCAGACGAAGUCCAGUCAGCCCAUGUUGUUGCUUCGGUGGUUGUUGUUGGGAUCGGGGUAGGGGAAACAAUCUCAGAUGAUGAAGUGGUCCAAUCGACCCACUGGGAGUGGGAUUCUGUGGUUGUAGGGAUCGGGGAGGGGGAAACAAUCUCAGAAGAUGUGGUCCAGUCGACCCAUUGGGAUUCUGUUGUGGUGGUGGCGGGGAUAGGGCUGGGAGUGGGAGUAGGAGUGGUGGUCGGAAUGGUUGUCGUUGUUGAAGUCCAGUCUUGCCAAACGGGGGUAGUUUCUGGGGCGGGAGCAGGGGAAGGAGUUGUUGUGCUCUCUGGUACAGGGGAGGGAGAAGGGGUUUCUGUUGUUGUCUCUUCGGACGACGUCCACUGA